CUCUGCCCUUCUUUUUGCCUUUUAUAAGGCUGGCCUUUGGUAGCUCCAAGUCCUCUCCCUCUCCCCUCUCUCUCUCUGCUUCUGGUUUGGUUUCGAUCUUGAGGAACCCCCCAAUAAGUUGUAUUUCUCAAAAUGUUGGCCAUUUUUCACAAAACUUUUGCACACCCACCUGAGGAACUCAACAGCCCUGCAUCUUUCAGUGGCUCUAAGACUCCUAAGCUUCCUGAAGAAACACUAAAAGAGUUUCUUUCUCGUCACCCUCACAACACUUUCUCUGUCAACUUUGGUGAAGCGGCUGUUCUAGCUUAUGUUCCUCCUGACCGACCUUUCUCUCUCCACCAGAGGCUGUUCUGUGGGUUUGAUGAAAUAUACUGUCUGUUCUUGGGGAGCUUAAGCAAUCUAUGUGCACUCAACAAGCAAUACGGUCUAUCAAAAGGCUCAAACGAGGCCAUGUUUUUGAUUGAGGCCUAUAGGACACUUCGGGACAGAGGUCCUUAUCCAGCUGAUCAGGUUCUCAAGGACCUUGAUGGCAGCUUUGCCUUUGUUGUUUAUGACAGCAGGGCUGGUGCUGUUUUUGCUGCCUUGGGUGCUGAUGGGGGAGUGAAGCUGUAUUGGGGCAUUGCAGCAGAUGGGUCAGUGGUGAUAUCAGAUGAUGUGGAGGUCAUAAAAGAAGGCUGUGCUAAGUCAUAUGCACCCUUCCCAACUGGAUGCAUGUUCCACAGUGAGGGAGGUCUAAUGAGCUUUGAGCAUCCAUUGAACAAGAUGAAGCCAAUGCCUAGAAUUGACAGUGAAGGAGCCAUGUGUGGAGCCAACUUCAAGGUUGAUGUGUAUACAAGAGUGAACAGCAUUCCAAGAAGAGGCAGUGAAGCUAAUUGGGCUGAAUGGGACACCAACUAGAAGAUACUAGAUACAUCUCAUGUAACUUAGAGAAUAAAAAUUUGUCUUUGCCUUCUUACUUGGUCACCCAAAGUGAGCUCAGAAACUUCUUCAAAUGUGAAUAAACAAAUAAAAUUGAUGAAAACUUGAGGAUGUUCUUAGUGAAUUUGAUGAGAAACGAAGCUCAAAUGUAAGAAACGUUUUAUCAAACACUUGGCCGGCACUA
This is a messenger RNA of Momordica charantia (bitter melon), 1102 nucleotides long. RefSeq names its product stem-specific protein TSJT1. The record is from RefSeq and is a predicted model, not a curated record. Lineage: Eukaryota; Viridiplantae; Streptophyta; Magnoliopsida; Cucurbitales; Cucurbitaceae.